Pisolithus orientalis is the source of this 843-nucleotide messenger RNA. RefSeq lists its product as uncharacterized. NCBI's taxonomy places the organism in Eukaryota, Fungi, Basidiomycota, Agaricomycetes, Boletales, Pisolithaceae. The transcript has 6 exons. Bases 1 to 843 code for a protein of 280 amino acids. The record is from RefSeq and is a predicted model, not a curated record.
AUGGCAAUAAAUCACAGUGCCACCUGGGAUAUUACACACUAUAUGCACCAGGAAUUCUCCAGUCAAACCUUCCCAGGACUGAAUGCCCCAAAACCAGAUCCUCCACUCUACAUUCCAACACACAGCAUUGUCACUAUGAAUCAGAUAGUGGCCAGCAUGCAUGUGGCAUACAAUAAUAGAAAGCAAAGCAGCUUCAAUCUGAUCUGGCUUUCUGAGUGCCUUUCAGCUAUGGAAUUGGGGGUUGAUGAAACCCAGGAGGCAGGCCACCUGGCAGCGCAUCCAUCAAGUCUCACUGGCUUUGUGGAUGAACCUAUGGUAAUCCUUGGUACCAGUGAUACCAUUGCAUUGUGGUACCUUCCCAGUGCCAUCACUGAUGAUUUGCAAGCAUCCCUGCAGACACACAUGCUUGCCACUCUGGACCCCCUUCACCAUGCAAUGUCCAAGAGUAUGACAAGUGGCUCCUGGCAGAAAAAUGCUGAAUAUUUCAAUCACACUUCAUGGUCACCAGGGUGCCAGGAGUUUUCCCAGCCAGGCACCAACAGGGGCAUAUGGUAUGGUUAUAUUACCUCAGGGACCAUGAACUUUUCCCCAUCAGUUUCCACUGACCUGCAGAUGGAUGCUGGUCAUGAAUGGUCCCAGCAGUCUUACCUCCUGGCUGCAUCCUCUCCAGACCCACACUCAUGGUCUGAUUGGUAUGACAUGCUGGUCAUGGUUGGUGAUUAUGAAGAUUGUGUAUUGGAUAUCCCCAUGCUUGGCCUUCAGUUCCUUUACAACCCUGGCACUGUAGUUGCAUUUUCCAGCAGGCUUCUUCAACAUGGGGGAUACCCCAUGGGGAUUGGAUGA